GAAAGAAGCAAGCAGCAGAAGAUUCAAUCCCGACUUAUGAAGUGGCUCUACUGUUCUCACUCUCACCUGCCACCGCCGCCGCCAGCAGUCUCCUCCUUCUCUUCCCUUCAGCAUAUUGCUUCUUCUCAACCCAAAGGUAUUUCAAAGGUUAUUCUAAAGAAGGGAAAGAUACAAGUUUUUAAGGAUGGAAGCCUGAUGGUUUAUAGUGGAGCAGUUGAUAGAAUAAUCUGUAGACCACCACCCAAGACCGGAGAUAUUGUGCUGGUAGCAGAUGGGACAGAGAAACCUAUUGGAUGGGGCUUGUAUAAUUCAGUUUCCAUGUUCUGUGUUCGACUCAUGCGGCUAGAAGAGGAAGCAACAAGAGAUCCUUCUUGUGCAUUGGACAUGGAGAAGCUUCUUGUAACAAGAAUCAAUGCAGCUAUAGAGUUACGCCGUGGAGUAGGGCUUCCUCCAACCACUAUAAAUGCAUAUCGUCUUAUCAAUAGUGAAGGAGACAGAUUGUCAGGAUUAAUUGUCGAUGCCUUUGGAGAUUUAGCAGUGGUAGCAUCAUCUGCUGCUUGGGUUGAAAAGUACAAAUCACAAGUUGAAGCAUGCAUCAGUAGGAUUGAUGAGAUCAAUCACAUACAUUGGAAACCUUCUGUUGAAAUUUUAAAUGAAGAAGGUUUGGAUGCAGCAGAUCUUAAGGAAUUGCAUCCAUCCACUUGUCCCCAGAGAACAAAGGUUAGAAAAUGGAAUAUCUUAUGCAAUCUCAUUGGAGGGUCAAAAGACAGGAGUUUAUGCUGAUCGGCGUGAAAAUCGAA
Hibiscus syriacus is the source of this 800-nucleotide messenger RNA. RefSeq names its product ribosomal RNA large subunit methyltransferase I-like. The coding region runs from base 37 to 783 and encodes 248 amino acids. The record is from RefSeq and is a predicted model, not a curated record. The transcript has 5 exons. Gene Ontology annotation, molecular function: RNA binding. Lineage: Eukaryota; Viridiplantae; Streptophyta; Magnoliopsida; Malvales; Malvaceae.